AAAAAAUUACCUGGCUUCCGGAUUUCAAUUUUAUAGAUUAGUGGAAUUUCCCAUUCUGUUGAGUACAGCUCGUGCUGAACUGUUAUGAUGUGUCAAUGAGUUUAAAAAAUGUGAACGGCACCGAUAAUGAGAGGCCCUCGUUGUACUUAAACGGGGAAUAAAAGAAGGACUUUGCAUAGCAAAAAGGCUUUGGCAGAGACGUCUUCAUCACACAUUUCCACACUCCCAUCAUUUCAUCAGUGUGGUAAUACCAUGAAGGGUGAAGAAAGGUGUAAGGAGAUCACUGACGUUGGCGACUCCACUGGAAAACGGCCCAAACGUAAAUGCCUGCAGUGGCACCCACUACUUUCGAAAAAGGCGCUGGAUUUCUCUGAGGAGGAGGAGGAGGAGGAGGAAGAGGAUGAAGAAGAGCUGGCUGAGGGCCAGGUGUCCCAAGGUCGGUGUGAAGGCCUACCAGGGGAAGGGCAAGAGGACGCAAAUGAACAGCGAGCUCGUCGACCGAUGAAUGCCUUUCUUCUCUUUUGCAAACGCCAUCGCUCCCUCGUACGACAUGAACAUCCUCGUUUGGACAACCGAGGGGCCACCAAGAUCCUGGCUGACUGGUGGGCUGCGUUAGAGCCUGCAGAAAAGUUGAAAUACACUGAUAUGGCCAAGGAGUACAAGGAGGCAUUUAUGAAGGCACACCCAGAAUAUAAAUGGUGUCCUACCACCAGCAAACCAGUUAAGAGACCAUCCUGUCAGACAGUUUGUAGCUCACGCAAAAAAGUGUGGUCCUUCGCUUCAAAUAUAUCCAAGGACUCGCCUGCUGCCAAAAAAAGGCCCAAAACUGAUGUCCCACAAUUGAACUUUGCCAUGGCCGAUCCAACUAAAAUGGGUGGCCUCAGUAUGCUGCUGUUAGCUGGAGAACAUGCCCUCACAAACCGAGAGCAGUCAUCGGGAUCUGCGGCGCAUGACAGAAAAUCGUGCAGACGAUCUGCUCUCUUUCAGCUUGCUGAGAUGUGUUUAUCAACUGAAGCUGAGAAAAUGGACACAGUCGUAUCUCCGCAAGGAACCACCUCGUCUUCAUCGUCUUUCCAAAAAACUACAUCAAAUAGUCUUCAGGUGAAGGAGGAGACCCUGGAUAAUUUUAGUUGCCCCCUGACCUCUGAGACAUUUUUACCUUCUCCCACUUCAGUCACUUGUCCUGACACAAUUUCCUUUGAAGUUGAAUGUCAAAAUCAAUGUGUCAAAAAGAAAAAUGGACAGAAAGAGUGGUUCAUGUUAAAUAACAUUGAUGAAAGCCUGCCUUCAUCAAAGCAAUUUCAAGAAAAGAUUAAACCUGUCGAAUCAAAUGGCGAUGUUAGCUUUGGAAUUGAGACAUUGGCUGAAAAUGUCUGGAUGGAUUCAGAGAUACCCACGGUGAAAAUCCGAGAUGUUUCAAGUGACUAUGAGUCUUGUCCACCCAAAAACAAGACAAAGCCCAAAAAUAAGACUAUUGUUAAAGACAAAGAACUAGUUGACCACAGUGGCAAAUAUGCGCUGCCCAGUGUCUCUAAGGUGGAAAUAAAAGAAGAGAUGAGCCCUACGACAGAAAUAGAGGAAACGGGUAGAGAAAGCAAGGAAAUUAAGGACAACAUGGAGGGAUGCCAAAAAGUUCCCGGCAGGUCUUCACUUAUGAUGCUGAAAGAAGAUGACAAUAGGAUGGAAAGCCCAAGUGAAGUAGAGUCCAGUACAGAGGUCCGUGGUGCAAGAAAAUCCGAGAGAAGCUGUAAAGGCGCCUUGUACAAGACCCUUGUUUCUGAAGGAAUGCUGACCUCGUUGAGAGCCAAUAUUGACCGCGGUAAACGAAGCGGCUUUCGUACUUCUGAUUAUGAAGCAAACUGGGGUGAGGAUAGCUGGAUGCUUUCUCAGAUAUCAUCUAAUAGCAAGAGGCUAAAAAAGUCUAAGUCCAAAGAUGAUUCUUCACAAGGAAAACUCGAAGAAGAAUUUGAAAAGAAGUUUAACAGCCUGCCACAGUAUAGUCCAACAACAUUUGAUAGGAAGGGGCCUUCUGUCAUAAAGAGAAAGAAGACUGAUUGUUCUUCUGCCCACGUGGAGAUAUCCAAAACAGGCAAAGGACCAUCUCCAUCACAGAAAAAGACUUCAUUCCACAAGAUUGUUAGGAAGCACAAGUACUUAAAGGAGAAACCAGCAUUGGAACAGACGGAUUCCACCAUGUUGUUUUCUGUUUCAAAAGCCAAAUCAUGUGCCACCACUGCCAUAAUUUGCCCAGAUGUGCAAGGCACCACUAGUGUCGAUAUGCUAGUUGGUAGCCAGAAGAGGAAGGCUAGGAAGACUAAGAUCACACGCUUGGUUCGCACAGCUGACGGCAGUGCAUCUCUGCUUGAGGAGGACAAAAUUAGCGAUCUGACACCGGUGCAGGAGAAUAUUCCAUUUCCCCAACUCACUUUAUGCAAUGAGAAAGGAUAUUGCAGUGAUUCCAGACCAGUGGAGGGGAGCGCUGGAACGGAAGAGCUACCUACUUUCUUCAGUUUAGCUGCUCUUGCGGAAGUUGCGGCCAUGGAAAACAUGCACAGAGGCCAGAGAGGCAUGGCUGAGAGUUUGAAGAGAGAACUCGCCCAGACUCCUGUCCUCAUCUCUUGUGCUGAUCAGUGAAAGUUUGCUGAUAUAUAUUUUUUUUAUGGCAAGUAUGGCAAGCCCUCUAUAAAGGGGGAAAACCCCUGACCUUUCCUUGCUCAUCACUCACUAUUUUUGUGGCUGAAAGCCUUCCUUUUAGAUGCGUAAAAUGCCUUUUUUUAAAAUUCUCUUAACCCUUUACAUACUCCUCAGUAUGUUGCUCACAUUAAAAGUGGCUCACAUUGGCCAUUAUCAGGGUCAUAAACUAAACUUGCAAUUUAAACCAAAACACAACUAGCGGAUAAUCAAACAAAACAACAAAAGGAUAUAAAUGAAGUUACUUUUUUAAGUCACCACCACACUCAUAAGACCUUCUCCUCUGAUAAAAAGGGGACCACCAUCACUUUUAGUAGCUUUAACCUCUAAUGUUGUUAACCAGGGUAAAUGGUCACGUAAGAUAUUCAGUAUGUUCCAUAGCUUUGGCCUAUAAUACAUACCGGUAUAUUAUGUCUUUUAAACAUGAAGAAACCACGGUUGAGUAUUUGAAAUUGUACAUUGUAUAUAUGUCCUAUGGUAUUUUUACAAACUAUACUACACAGACAAAGGUGGUAUGUUGAUGCUAGAAAAACAGAAGAUUGAAUCUUUGAAAGUUUAAACCUUCACUUACCCUUGUUUUUGUAUUAGAGUUAACCAUAGUUGAAGGUGUUCCCCCCACCCCCUCCCUUAAUCCGUGGCUCAUUGUCCCUGUCAUUGAGACAAGCAGGUUAUCAAAAUGAAUUUAUUGUGAAAGCGAUAAUAACUCAUGCAGUUUAUACCCGAAAUCUCACUGCAAAGUCAUUCACCAGUUGCUUGCUCCGUGUGUUGCAGUCUUUUAUUUAGUGUUUGAAUUUUUGAAUGGGGGAAAAGAAAAAGAUAAUAUAUAACAUUACAGUUUUUAUUACCACUUGAUGAGCCACAUGUAAAAUUGGAAUGAGCAUCAUUGUUUACUUGGUUAUGAUAUCAGUCCCCAUUUUAUUGUCAUUAAUCUUGAAAGAGUAUCCGUCUUCUGUCUCUUCUGUAUCUUCAGUGUCUUCAAAACACAAACACCAACAGACAAGACCUUGAACUAAAGUUGAUUCUUGUUUCAGCAAUAUUCUAAUAGUUGCAGGAAAAUUCAAAGACCCAACUUCAUCAGACAUUCCAAUCAGAGCAUAUAUUAAUAUGCAAACUCUCAUUAAUGAAAAAUGUUUCAUAUGAUGCUGAUAUUUGUUCCUGGCUCGUCUUUUUUUGUCUGUUACAUAAGUCUUGUUUUCUGUCCCUUCCAUGAGUUGUUUCUUGUAACAACUUCUUCUGUAAAUGAGACAAGUACUGCAACUCAAAUUUGUUGAAUUAUUAACUUGCAGAGACUUAUUGCAAGCUCAAAGAUUUCACUCGUUUAUAGAUUUCCUCACUUGCCGACAAGAUUUUUUGUUCCUGUGUUGAAUGACAUUUUUAAAAGUUCAGGCACAUGGACACAUUUAACAUUUAUUUUUAAAAUGUAUUUGCAAUUAGAACAACUAACUACUACAUUGUAGUUAUUUAUUAGGAACUUGAUUAUUUGUCCCAAUGUCAACUAUACUUAAGGUCAAACUCAAUGAUGAUAAAUGUGUCCUUGCUAGCUAAGCUCUCACCUAGCUAAGCUGUCAGGGACAGAAGCUAGCGCAGCUCUAGAAAAUGAGAUUGUCUCUUUUCUUCUGAAAGUCUUUGAGUCUUGAGUAUUUCAACUAAUUUUGUAAACGGUGUCCUGAUGAGUUCCACGAUCAACUGAAGCUAUUCGAUUUUACUCAGACUUUUUGAAAAUAGGGAUGUUACAUUUGUGAUGCAUUUGAGCGGUAAACACAUUUUUCAUCAAUGAAGUCUUUCACAUAAACAAACAAAAUAUCUUCAGCAAAAAUACACAAUACUGAUGCAUAGUGAGACAAAUUGCCAAAGAAAAGGGUUGAAAAUGUUGAUUUUUUUUUAAACAAGGCUAGCACAGUUGCACUGCUUUUUUUCUCAAAACCUGUCAGCACAAGUGUCCAAUUUAAAUAGGAUUUUAUUUUUAAAGGGACGGCAGGGGGGGGGGGGGGGGCAUGCUCCUUCUAAUGUAAUAUUUGCACAAUAAUGACUCAAACCAAAAUGAAUAAUUGUCUUUGAAGAAGGUAUAUACUUUUUACCUCCCCUGGAGCAAAAAUGCAUCCUUGAAAAAGAUAAGUUGACUUCCAGGAAAUAGCCAUAAACUCACCUAAACUACUUAACAAGGUUCUCUCAAAUUCCUAUUUUAAGGACACGAAUUAUUAGAUCCCCUUUUGUGCUAAUACGGUCGUGUUGAAUGUAAAUGAUUUUAUACCUAUAUUUUUCUAAUUUCAGUAUUGAUUGUACUGUCAACUAUGAAGGUCUACAAUUUGGUGGGGCAUAGUUUGACGAGAGAUCUUACGGUGAGAAAGCUGCAGAGCGAGGCAAAGAUGUAAGAAGUUAAAAGUCCACCAAAUUCAUUGAAUCGUAUGUAGAUUUAUUAGCGCUUUCCCCCAUUUUGAUGUUUUCCUUACAGUACAAAUUAAGUUGCUUCAUGUUGGUUCAUAUGACAGUGAUAUGGCUGUAAUUAGAGUAAGUAUAUCUUGGAGUUUAAAAUGUAUUUAUUGUUGUUUUUGUAAGGAUUAGUCGAAUAAAAUACAUUUGAUCUGUGGCAGAAUAUGCAUUAGUAAUAGAGUGUACGGUCAUUUUUUACUCGAUAAACCCUUAAAUGGAAUGUAGAUCGUUUUUUCCCCCAUGAAUAGGUUAUUCCAGAUCUUCAUGUGUUUACCUUUAAAACGUCUUGUUUCAUUGACUUUCUUGGUUCUUUUCACAACUGAAAUAUUUGUUAAGAUCUGUUGAUAAAUGUAGCCUUGCCUACCCUGCUUGGUAAUGAUUCUCCCAGCCCAUCUUCUCUUAGUAUGCCAUCUUACAACUUGCAUCAUAACACUGCUGAUGUAAUUCAUAGUCUUUUUACAUUUUCUGCUGGAAAAAAAACUAUUUGCUUGUGAACACUUAAUAAAAUGGCAUAUAUCACACCUAUACAAA
This is a messenger RNA of Hippocampus zosterae (dwarf seahorse), 5652 nucleotides long. RefSeq names its product HMG box transcription factor BBX. Bases 253 to 2634 code for a protein of 793 amino acids. The record is from RefSeq and is a predicted model, not a curated record. The transcript has 14 exons. Gene Ontology annotation, molecular function: DNA-binding transcription factor activity, RNA polymerase II-specific; RNA polymerase II transcription regulatory region sequence-specific DNA binding. NCBI's taxonomy places the organism in Eukaryota, Metazoa, Chordata, Actinopteri, Syngnathiformes, Syngnathidae. Gene Ontology annotation, biological process: regulation of transcription by RNA polymerase II. Gene Ontology annotation, cellular component: nucleus.